CCUACAUACAGCGGAUCGAUAGCUGAAGUUGAACAAACCACGCUGCGCUGUUUAGAUGGCUGCCAAGCUAGAGUUCCGGCAAGUCAAGAAUGCCUGAAGAACCAGCAAUGGAGAGAUACCUUCUAUGCUAAGUUCAACACCAUAUGUCAGCAUUCUAGCAAUGAGAAAGUUGCAGGCUUCUGUCACUUACAUCUCCAGCCCAUCUUUGGCUCCCAUUCAGGGCCAGGAUCGAGAUUACGGGGAGCUGUGGCAUUGUGGCCAUAUAGAUGGCAGCAGAAUAUACACGAUCUCAAGUAA
Molecule: messenger RNA, 297 nt
Organism: Pelobates cultripes (western spadefoot toad)
Lineage: Eukaryota; Metazoa; Chordata; Amphibia; Anura; Pelobatidae
Source: the annotation of a GenBank genome assembly